Cadophora gregata is the source of this 4387-nucleotide messenger RNA. RefSeq lists its product as uncharacterized. NCBI's taxonomy places the organism in Eukaryota, Fungi, Ascomycota, Leotiomycetes, Helotiales, Ploettnerulaceae. The record is from RefSeq and is a predicted model, not a curated record. The transcript is spliced from 2 exons. Bases 2111 to 4387 code for a protein of 758 amino acids.
UGCAUUCCUCCUUUCCAACGUUUGCGCUGCAGUUGUACAUUUUCAUUUCCUCGCAAGAUAUGACCAGAUGGAGUGAUCGCCAGCGUGCAUACAGUUGUCCCCAUCGACUUCUUGUUGCAUUACACUGAAACGACAAACUAUCCACUGCUCUGCGUUGAUCGAUUCUGCAUCGUCAACGCACAACAAGUUUCCGUGGCAAUAGAAUGCAGGGGCGUUCAUGCCGUCAUGCCGCACAUGCAUGUUUUGUUUACCCGAGCCCCCUCUUCAAAAAUCGGGAAUAUGCAUUCCAGACUUCAUCCACAACGGGGAGCUUCCCAAGUAUCGAUUUCUGCAGCGGUUGUUUGGCAAGCCAAUACUACGAAUCGUAUGUUCCAUUAGUACGGGAAACCAAAUGAAAUCAAGGAAUGGUACUGCGACUUCACGUUUCGUUCGGAUAUUGCCUGCAAAGCUGAAAGGUAGAGUUACGAUGAUAUGGACUCGCAUAGCAGGGAAAGCCAUUCAUCUCUCCAUUAUCCAAUCACCGCACUCAUCCACUAUAUCAUCUCAUCACUUCCUCAGCUGUCCUAAAGCUGGCAAUCAAGCAGAGAGGAGCCGCAUGAUCAUCUCAUAUGUUCCAAAGAUUACCCAAUAGUUUUCCGAGGACAUCAUCAUGUCCCGGAAAGUCACCCGUCUAUGGGCUCACGAGAAAGACUUCGAGGGCUGAAGAAAAAGCGGGAUAAGCAUAAAACUGUAUUCGAACCACGACCCGAAAGCGAAGAAGGAGAAUCAGGGCUUGAUAUACCAGCACAGUAAUACCGCAAGGCUGACUGAGAAGCCAAUAAUAUCGCCACGAUCCUGACGUGCGAAUCACACUCAGCUCACGUUAUCUGCCACUACGCAGAAAUUCUGCAAGCCCUGCGCCUGACAGCUCUUACUCCAUGCUAGAUUCAGGCUUCGAAGACCAAUCACCAUAUAUUAUCGAUAAUGCAGAAGCCAUACUGGACGGCUGAACUGUACUUGCGGACGGAUGUUGCAUGAUUGUGAUUGCCUCGCAUCAACGAUUUUCCAGACCUCGCUUACAGUAUCUGAUUGGGCUGUCGAUUGGGGUUUCACAGGCCUGGAAUUUCAGCCAGUUGAGUCGUUUUUCCGUUUUCAGGGUGAUAGCCUUGCAGGGAGCCCGCGGAAUGAGAGUUGUUGGUGAUGGUCAUUAGAUCUGGUGGAGGUGUCAAGACACAACCAAGCAAUGCGACACUUUGAAUUGCCAACCAAAGACAGCUAAGCACAGACAGUAACAGACGAAACCGGAGCCGUACACAUUAAGCAUCGGUCUGUUGGCUGAUAAGCCCAUUGCCAAACAUUUCGGAGGCGAGGCUUAUCGUUGGUAAAGGCCACAAGGCUUUUUCGCUUCCAAGAACCCAAGUCUUUGUGCAAGAGGCCGGCAGUCGACCCUUCACAGCCUCAAAUCACCAAGACAGGCUACCGAACCAUGUAGUUGUUCUCCCCACACUACCAGCUUUCAAAGUCUUUUGGCACCUGCUAUCGCGGUACGCUCGAACACUGCAAGUGCUGUGAGUUUGGGAUUGAGGCAGCUUAGCGAGGCGGAGCUUUGCUCUCGUUCAUGCACAUCCACAGGGGAGGCCACCACCCCAGCAGUUCAUCCGCACAGACACUCCACACCAACUCAGCAACUCACAGGGGUGUUUACAAGCAAAUCAAAAGCAGGCGGCUUGUCUAUUUUCAGCUCCACGGACAACCCAACCGCUACUGAGCAGGAAGCGGCAUGGCAUGCCUCAACAUCGAUCCCACGCAUUCCUUCUCCUGUUGCAUGGCACCUACUGCACAGCAACAUACCCGCUUUCGUACCUUCUGAUGCAAGCUUUCCUUAUGAAGAAGUUCUACGGUUCAUAUAUAAGCUUGCUAGGCAUGUGCAUUUAUCCGUGAACAUCAUGCAGCACUAGUUUUUCUACCGCAGCUCUCUAUUUCCUUUAUUUCAUAUUUUGAUUUUUCCGCUUUUGUAUCAUUAACCCAUGAGAGAAACUCAUAUAUGGCAAGCUAUAGCUACAAGUGACUGUCAAGCUUGAGCUUAAGCUCAAGCUCAAGCAUAAUUUGAAAAACUAGUAUAUGCACAAAUAUGGACAACACAGGCGAAGGAGAACGAGACAGAGCUGUCAACAGGACAAUGGACACCGCCCGAGGACAUGACCGGGACGAACUCUUUAUGGAUGUCAUAGAGAUACAGCCAGCACCCCCAUCUCCUAUCCAAGAGAGCCGCACGCACUCGAAGUUACAUUCGACAGGCCUUUCUGAAUCACAAAAUCUACUCCCAAGUAGUCCGAAGAAACUAUCCCAGUAUUCGGCGACGGCAAAGGAUCUUCGACUCGAUAGACCAAUUGAAAAACUGAAGUUUGAAGGAGCAGGUGGCAUCAAAGGUGGCUUUAGAGUGAGAGGUGGUCCGGCUUGGAGCGGAGUACCGCAGACGCUGAGAAAGAGUAGGAUGGAAUGGUGGAGGAGUAUCACGGUCGAUGUUUUGGCUGUUGGAGCUUCAUUUCCGUUCUUUGCUCUUGCUGGAACUUUGAUUUGGUUCAAUGGAGAGGAAGCCGAGGCUGCCAAGAAGAAUAUUUUGGAGCAGUGUAUCAAAGGAGCAGCAACGUUGUUUCCCCUUUGUUUCUCAGUUGUGGUUGGGAGGGCUAUGGUCAAGUUUGCUUCUUGGAAUCUGGAAAAGGGAGCGUCUCUUGGACUUCUGGAGCGACUAGUGGGAAGUCGAACCGUGGGUGGAACAAUAAUCACGCAAGCCAGGCUGCGCUCCAUCACCCUCGUAAGCUUUGUCUUGGUACUGCUGUGGUUAUUAUCGCCCCUUGGAUCACAGUCCAUUCUACGAAUACUUUCUACGUCAACAAAAACUAGCACCCUCGACGCGGAAACUUCAUACAGCAAUUCUAGGCAAGCGAGUCGAGCCAGCACUGCAUCCUCAUUCUCGGGUUUUGCUGCUAUGUUUAGUUCAGCAUUAGUCACACCAGACCAAUUAAAGAACAGCUCGAUGGACAUCUGGGGCAAUGUCAGAAUACCGCUUUUCGCCAGCCUUUCGAACAUCGGGCCAGAUGAGAAUGGCUGGCGACAAAUUCCUAGAAACAACUAUACUCCGGCGUACACUUCUCUGUUUGGUAUUCCAAUUGCAACAUUGCCCGUUGGAAACACGACUCUCAACCUGGAGUCGACUUAUAUGCAGCUUGACUGUUCCAACAUCACUUCUCAGGUCGUUCGCGGCUCUAGUGUCUUCACCGAUCCGGGACUUAUUUCUUCUAGUGGUCCAUUUAAUUCGAGCCAGAUCAUUUCAGCUAAUACUACAUGGGCAAUGGGAUAUGUCGGAGAAGACGUUACCUCACUCCUCCCCAACCCAUCGAUCCAAAGUCUCGACAGCCUGCCCUCCGACCUAGCUUCAAAGACAUUUCUCCCGGGUCUCUUCCUAUACCAAGACUUCACUGGUCGUCAGAAUGUCACAUCCGUCUACUGUAUUCCGUCACAAGUCUACGUCGAGUCAGCUAUUCGCUGCGACAAAUCGUCCGCUAGCAAACAGGCCGAUUGUGCAGUCGCAGCACAACGGCUAUCUCUGCUACCACACAUGCCAACAGCACUGACAUCUUUCGCAAUGUUGUCGACUUUUCUGAAUCUUACUUCACUGCUCCCCGUGUCAACACCGGCAGCAAACAAUAUCGACAUUGUGCAAAAUUACCUUAUCAACCCCUUUUCAAACGCCUAUAUCCAAUCCACACCAAGUGUCUCGCAAGCUUCUCUUUCCACUAAUAGCACUAAUGCAAACGAAACUGAAAGCCGCCUCCUAUCAGUUACCCUCGAAAACAUCAGCCACCGCCUUAGCCAAAUAAUUAACACUUUCAUCCAAGGUACUCUCCCCAAUGCCCCUUCCUACCUCAAACACGACAUAUCAGUGGGCCCUGCGUCUAUAGCGGCAAACACAUCCACACUUCUCUCCGCUCAGAUCUCUGCCUUAGCUCCAACCCUCACCGUCCCAUCCAAACUCCUCACCCUCACAUCCGUCUUGAGCAUUUCUUGGGUCUGGACGUCCCUCUUCCUCUUCAGCACACUCAUCAUGCUCCUCGCGGCGCUCUUCUCGGAAUUCUUCUCGCGCCGAACACUCACCCGCGACUAUCUCAGCGGCGUAUCGAGUCUAUGCCGCGAGUCUCAGUAUGUCUCGUUUCCUGCUGGGGGAGUAGGCCUGGAUGGGUUGGAGAGGAGUCGCUUGUGCCAGAAUUUAAGGAUCAAGCUGGGGGACUUGGGGGAUGUGGAGGGUGGGUGUGAGGUUGGGACGGGGGUUGCGGUCAGUGUUGGGUCGCUGGGGAUUGGGAAUGAGGAGAUGGUGAUUGAGUUGGAUAAGAGGAAGCUUUAUUUGUGA